This is a messenger RNA of Trichoplusia ni (cabbage looper), 3195 nucleotides long. Its product is annotated as dynein assembly factor with WDR repeat domains 1. Gene Ontology annotation, cellular component: catalytic step 2 spliceosome. Gene Ontology annotation, molecular function: protein binding; RNA binding. Bases 128 to 1387 code for a protein of 419 amino acids. NCBI's taxonomy places the organism in Eukaryota, Metazoa, Arthropoda, Insecta, Lepidoptera, Noctuidae. The transcript is spliced from 9 exons. The record is from RefSeq and is a predicted model, not a curated record.
AACAACCCCGUUACCAUGGAAACUGCAAUAUUGACAAAAUUCUGACAGUUUUUGAAACAAUUUUACUCAGAACAAAAAGAUUUGUAAAAAAAUGUUUUGGUGAGCGACAAGUUGGUUUGCUGGCACCAUGAAGCUGCUGAGGUUCCACCUGAGGUACCAUCCCCCCGGGAUCAUACUGGAGUACACUCAGAAGGGAGUUGUGAAGAAUAAGGAAAUAGAUUUGUUGGAUUUGAACUCCAACUCUGACAUCAAAGAGAUAGCAAAACGUCUGACCCAAAAAGAGGUUCUGAUCACGGAGGAGGUUCGUGAGCAGCUGGAGCAAUGCCUGGACACCCUGAAGAAGAGGAUCGAGCACGAGGGGCCCAGCGGGAAGCGGUUCUACAUCUAUAAGACCCUGAUGACGCAUGUACUGCCUCUGACCAACGUUGCCUUCGAUAAGACUGGGAACAGAUGUCUAUCAGGCAGCUACGACCGCACGUGUAAGGUGUGGGAUGUGGAGUCAGGCAAGGAGAUGAAGACCCUCUCCGGGCACCAGAAUGUCGUCUACUCUGUGGGAUUCAACUUUCCAGCUUGUACCCGCGUCCUGACCGGCUCGUUCGACAAGUCGGCAAGGAUCUGGAACCCGGAGACAGGCGAGUGCCUGGCCACGCUGCUGGGACACCGCGGGGAGGUGGUGGCCGCGCAGUUCAAUGCCAAGGGAGACCUGGUGGCAACCGGCUCCAUGGACAACACCGCCAAGCUGUAUGAUGGACGCACUGGAAACGAGAUCCACACGUAUUCUGGCCACACUGCUGAGGUCAUAGCGCUGCAGUUCGACCCUAACGAAGGUCAGAGGAUGAUCACUGGCUCCUUCGACGGCACCAUAUCCUUGUGGGACACUAGAACUGAAAACCGCGUAUCAGUGCUGACGGGUCACGAGGGCGAGAUCUCGAACGUUCAGUUCAACUGGGACAGCUCGCUGGUGGGCUCCUCGUCCCUGGACGGCAGCGCCAAGCUGUGGGACGCGAGGCAGAGCUCCUGCCUAGCCACCGUGUCCGGACACACUGAUGAAGUCCUGGACAUCUGUUUCGACUGGGCCGGUCACCGCAUGGCGACGGCGUCCAGCGACUGCUCGGCCAGGAUCUAUGACGUCAAAUCCGACUUCAAGGAGCUGGCCGUCAUGAAGGGGCAUCGUCAUGAGGUGUCGAAGGUGUGCUUCAGUCCAGCUGGAGGCUGCCUGCUCACAGCGUCAGCAGACAGGAGCGGCCGAGUGUGGAACACUAACACCGGGAACUGUAUACAGGUGCUAUCUGGUCACCAAGGCGAGAUCUUCUCGUGUGCGUACUCGUACGCCGGCGACGCCAUCAUCACCGCCUCCAAGGACAACACCUGCAGGAUCUGGAGGUGAUUGGACUGGUGGAUGUAGACGAUCCCCGCGAACACAGAACAACUAAUAUAACAUGACUAUAGCAAGAUGGAUGGAUGACUGAACAAGGGAUUUUAAAGAAAGUCGAAGGAAAUUUGUUAUUUGGGACUUGCAGUUUAAAGUUUUUUACUAACUCUCUAACGAUUUAAAGUGCUUAUGUGUUUAACGUGGAAUUUCGAUGGGCUAAACAGAAUUUCAUCAUAAGAAUCUACAUAAUGUACAUUGUAAAGGACAUGCCAGAAUUUAUGAACUGAGUAUGCAGGCGCUAAAACCAUACGUAAUGGGUUAUGACAUUCUUGCAUUUCUAAAAUUUUAAUGGUAUAUGCAUUUUGAAACAAAAUAUGCUUACAGUUAUGUGUAUUAUGCUUGAGGACUUCAUAUUUACGUAAGUUUCUCUUUCGAAGAUAUGACUAUUACCUAUUAGGUAUAUCAUUGUUGAUAUUUAACGUAAUGAAUGUGUUUAUAUCGUUGAAGAUUGCACUGCUUAAUUAAUGAAAUUACCACCUAUUAAUUAUUUACCAAGUUUCAAGUUAAUAAUUAACUUGAAACUUGGACUGACUUUCCUCUCUUCUAGAGUACUUCUUAUUUAAACUAGACUUCAAAGUAGGGACAUACGCUUGACUAUUUCCAAAUGUCAUGAAUGUGAGUGCCCGCAAAAUAGUAUAGAGAGAUAUAAUAAUGUGAUGAGAACUUGGGAUGGAAACAAUCCCAUCAAAUUUUUGAUCGUCGAUCAAUCUAUUCAGCCUGUCGAAGUCAACUGUUAGACAUAGGCAUCCCCCAAGUUCUUUUAUCGUAAUCGGGUUCGAAUCUUUAGUUCCUCAUUAUCCACCAUCAACAUGUGUCACCAACGAAUCCUCUAAACUAUCCCUUAAUUUAACAAAUCGUUGCAGUAUGACGUAUACAACUUAAAUGACGUAAUUUUCUGAGUCACCGGAUGGGACAUGAUUGAGCCAAGGACACGUAUUACUUGGGCACUUGUUGAGUGGACACAGGAAGAUGUAGGAGGACACCCAGCACUCUGAUCAUUUAGCAGAUUCUCGAACACUUGACGAAAUAAGUGUGUCCGGAUCAUUUGGCAUCUUUUCACAAGCUUCGCCCAUUACCACUUUGGUUUUAUUUUUUUCCAUCCUUUGAAGAAAAACCUUGGUGCCUAUUUCAUAAUACCAACUUUUGCCUAGUUUGAGAAUAGAUGGAUUUCUAUUGUUCUAUUCUUUAAAUUCUCUUUGUCAGUCGUAUUGACUUUCCAAAACGAGAUCAUUGUUGACUGACCCGAUUACAAUACCCCGAUAAUCAUAUAUAUUUUGUGCAAUUAUUUGACAUAGGUAGGUAUUAUACCUCUGGUCGUCAGUUGCUUCGAAGACCAAAAUGCUUUCGCCUGAACUUGCAUUUUCCCAUUUAAAACAAUAUACAUCACAGAUUUUUUUAAAGAAAAGGAAACAAUCCCAAAACGACAUAAGUUUUUGUGACCAUCACAUCCUCAUCGUAUGCUUAUUGUCUUAUGAAUAAAUACAUCUUCUAUUAUCAUAGUUAGAUUUUUUAUAACAUUUUUAUAAUAAAAAUGCUUAUUUAUUUAAAUAGAACCUAGUGAUCUCAUUAUUGUACAUCGAUAACACAAAAUCUUAAACAUUAUGGUUUUGGAACUAUUCAAUAAAAGUUUUUCUAUAUUACUUCUAUGAGAUAGAUUAGUUAUUGAAAUGUUAUCUACACGAAUGUAGUAGAACCUAGAUGUUAGCUCAUGUUACCUUAAAAUAUAAUUGUUAACUUAUUUAUUAAAUACACUUUUACAACGA